UCAAAUUUAACACAUCUACCAAGAUCAGAGUACGUCCCUGGAAUUGGCUUGGGUAUUGCAAAAUGUCCUUACGACCCUCAAGACAAUUCUACUGCUGUUUGGGUAGAGAAUGGCAAUCCAGGUGAUUUGCCUGCUCUGUAUUCGGGUACAAAUGCAGAAUUUACGAAAGCUGAUACCGUUAUAUUUCGUACGGACUUGUAUAAUAUGACAACCGGCCGAAAAGAGUUUAAUUUCAAGCGAACUUUAAAAUAUGAUUCAAAGUGGUUGGACAAGCCAAACUUUGUUGGGUCAUUUGAUAUAGGAGAAUAUGUAUAUUUCUUCUUCCGUGAAACUGCAGUGGAAUACAUCAAUUGCGGUAAAGCCGUUUACUCAAGAAUCGCACGGGUUUGUAAGAAAGAUACGGGCGGAAAAAAUAUUUUGAGCCAAAAUUGGGCGACGUACCUGAAGGCUCGUUUGAAUUGCAGUAUAUCUGGCGAAUUUCCAUUUUAUUUCAACGAAAUUCAAGCAGUGUAUCAGUUACCCAAUGACAAAACUAAAUUUUACGCGACUUUUGCGACUAGCACGAAUGGCUUAGUAGGUUCCGCUGUUUGCAGUUUCGAUAUAAAUGAAGUACACUCUGCAUUUUCGGGAAAAUUCAAGGAACAGGCAACUUCAAAUUCAGCAUGGUUACCAGUAUUAAAAUCAAAAGUUCCCGAGCCUCGCCCGGGUACAUGUGUAGAUGAUACAUCGAAUUUACCGGAUACAGUAUUGAAUUUCAUUAGAUCACACCCAUUGAUGGAUAAAGCUGUGAAUCAUGAGCACUCCAACCCAGUAUUUUAUAAUCGUGACUUAGUGUUCACAAAAUUGGUCGUGGACAAAAUCAAAAUUGAUCUACUGAAUCAAGAGUAUACCGUAUAUUAUGUUGGCACAAACUUGGGUCGUGUUUAUAAAAUUGUUCAAUUUUAUCGAAAUAAUGAGCCAAACUCCAAACUGUUGGAUAUAUUUGAAGUAGCCCCUGAUGAACCUAUACAAGUAAUCGAAAUCAGUCAAUCGCGGAAAUCCUUAUAUGUCGCAACCGAUAACAGAAUAAAGCAAAUUGAUUUAGCCAUGUGCAACCGUCGGUAUGAUAGCUGCUAUCGCUGUGUCAAAGAUCCAUACUGCGGUUGGGAUAAAGAUACGAGUACCUGUCGUCCGUAUGAACUGGGUUUACUCCAAGAUGUUGCCAACGAUACAUAUGAUAUUUGCGAUACAAGUGUUCUCAAGAAAAAAGUUGUUAUUACAUAUGGCCAAAGUGUUCAUCUCGGAUGUUUCGUGAAAAUUCCAGAAGUAUUGAAAAGUCAACCGGUUAUGUGGUACCAUCAUUCAAAGGAAAAAGGAAGGUAUGAAAUCAAGUACAGCCCGACAAAGUACAUCGAAACAACUGAGCGAGGACUAGUUGUAAUUACUGUAAAUGAGGCAGAUGGUGGAAGAUAUGAUUGCUACUUGGGAGGCUCCCUAUUGUGUAGCUAUAGUAUAACGGUUGAUGCCCACAG
Sitodiplosis mosellana (orange wheat blossom midge) is the source of this 1511-nucleotide messenger RNA. RefSeq names its product semaphorin-2A (gene Sema2a). Lineage: Eukaryota; Metazoa; Arthropoda; Insecta; Diptera; Cecidomyiidae. The record is from RefSeq and is a predicted model, not a curated record. Gene Ontology annotation, biological process: positive regulation of cell migration; neural crest cell migration; negative regulation of axon extension involved in axon guidance. Gene Ontology annotation, molecular function: chemorepellent activity; semaphorin receptor binding.